AUGUCUGCUCCUGCUCCAGCCAAUCGGAGGUCUACGUCGGGUUCUCGCCGAUUCAACCCCCUGAAGGCGCUGCAGCCCAAACGCCGCUUGCAGCAAAUUCUGGCGUCCUCGCCCGUGCCGGUGCCCAAGCCGGCGUCGGGGUCGGGGACGGCGGCGGCGGCGGCGGCGCCAGCGGCCUCGGCGCCGGUGGCCAUUCCUGUGCCGGCGCCGCCUGCGUUUGACUACUGCAGGUUCAUUGAGCUAGACUACGUUCCCAUGGAGACAGGCUAUAUGGUCUCAAUGCGCCCGACUAAAGGUUAUGCAUCAACCAAGUCGCCGACUAAAGGAUACACUUCCACCAAGUCUCCGGACCGCCACAGCCGCUCAACAAACUCUCCCUCCACCCCUCGUUCCCGGCGGACUCCGGCCACGCCCAGCAAUAGAGAUCCCUAUGGCAACGCCUCCCUCAGCAGCAGCAGCAACUCAGGCUCUUGUAAAGGCAGCGACUGCAGCCCCACCAAAGGACGUCACCAGAAGUACACGUCAUGUACAGACAACCAUGGGAUUCGCCCGCCUCCCCCAGAGCAGUACCUCACACCCCUGCAGCAGAAGGAGGUUUGUAUUCGACACCUGCGGGCCAGGCUAAAAGAAACCAUCACCACACUGCAAGACAGGGACACAGAGAUAGAUGAGCUGAGAGGUCGACUUUACCGGAUGCAGGAGGACUGGGUUGAGGAGGAGUGUCAUCGUGUGGAGGCUCAGCUGGCCCUGAAGGAGGCGCGUCAGGAAAUCCAGCAGCUCAAACAGGCUGUGGACACUGUUCGUGCCAGGCUCAGUGAUGCCGGCGGACUCAGUGGGGACCCAGGGGUCCAGAAGUACUUCCAGGACAUCAACACCCAGAACCACAAGCUCGAAAACCUUUUGCUGAGCAUGGAGUUGGCCCAGGCCGGUUUAGCCAAGGAAGGGGAAGCCAUACCAGGCUGUCGGACCCGUGUUGGGGGUUCAGCACCAGCAUCUGUUUCGGGGGAAAGUCCUGGGGGAGUACCCAAACUGACAGUAGGAGGUAGGGGGUCUUGCUCUUGCGAUGGUUCUCCAGCACGUUCUCUGACUCGAAGCUCCACCUACACCAAGCUGAGCGAUCAAGCGCUGGCGGACAGGAAUGGCAACGGUUCGGAUUUUCCUUGUCUUUCAGGUGAUGGCACCCAAGACAGCGGCUUUGUGUGCUGUGGGGAGAGCAGCGUUCCCAGCCGGGCCGACCUGCUGCUGGAAGCCGCCUUUCUAUCAGAGGAAACGGCAUCUUUACUUAACUCCUACUCUCAGACCUUCUCCCACUCUUUGCCUCACUCUCUACCCAACUCUCUGCCUCACUCUCUACCCAACUCUCUGCCUCACUCUCUACCCAACUCUCUGCCCCACUCUUUGCCCAAUUCCCUGCCUCACACCUACUCCCACACCUUACCUCAUUCCUUCCCUCACAAUCUGUCCCACUCAGUGCCACAUACUAUGCCGCACUCCUCCACCUAUGAGAAGCUGUGCACAGGUGAGCGACUGGCACCUUUUCGUUGUGGUCUGGGAGGAGUGAGCUGCAUGAGCCACCCUUGCCUGUCUCACCACCACCUGUACCUGCAUCCCUUGAGGGAGAUGGGCAUUCAGACGGAAAGCUGCCCCAUCCCCGCCACAGCAGGGUACCCCUCUGAUCUUGACACCAUUGCAGAGCAGCGCACUUUCCGGUCCCAGGCCUGCAGCCCCACCUCCACCUGGAUGUCUGACGAGGGGGAUGAGGAGCUGGACUCCAUUACCACGACGACUUCGGUUACCACAGCGACUGUCAUGAGUACAGCCACGGAGCCAAUCCCGGUUUCCACAACACCACUGGUCCCUCCUUUGCCACGAUCUGCCACUGUGGCCGGCUCCAUGGAGAGUCCUUUGUGUGGUGGGAAGGAGGUGGAGGAGGAAGAGGAAAAACAGGAAAAGGAGACGCGAGAAAAGGAAGCUUCUCCAACGGAAGAGAAGGUGGAAACCCCUGUGGUCAGACUGGUAGAAGAAGUGCAGCAGACGCAGUUGGACCCAGUGGAAGGGAAGGAGGUGGAAGUUCAGGGUGCUGGGGAGGUAGCACAAGGAAAACUGUGCGAUUCAGCAGAGAUACCAACAGGGACACAGGGUGAACUUAGGUUCGUAGGGUGCUGUGGAGAGGGCAUGCAGGGUGAAACAACACCUGGAAACCCUAAAGUUGAGGACAGACAGCAAGAAGUUUCUUUAUCAGCAGGCUCAACCCAAACAGAGACAGUUGAGCCAAGUCCAAGUAGCCCGGGAUUAUCUCCAAGCAUAGAACAACCUCAUACUUCCCAACCAAGGAGAUCUAAUUCCCAUGAGGAGAUAGCUGGCGUCACAGUGGUGGAGGUGCACGACGAGGACGAUGAAGAGGAUGAAACUAAAGAGCAAGGUGCGGCAGGCGGCGCUGCAGCAGAGGAUGAAGAUUCUGGGACAAUUCAAAAAAGCUACUGGAGUCGUCACUUUCUAGUGGAUCUGCUAGCGGUGGCCAUCCCGGUGGUGCCAACGGUCGCUUGGCUUUGUCGCGGUCCUGUCCGCGACGGUCAACCCAUGUAUCAUAUAGGGUCACUGCUGAGAGGCUGUUGCACUGUGGCGCUGCACUCACUUCGCAGGGGAGGUGGGUUGAGGCAUUACCCCGCAGGCGGGGGAGACUUGGGGGGAACACAGAUGUAA
Molecule: messenger RNA, 2703 nt
Organism: Stegastes partitus (bicolor damselfish)
Lineage: Eukaryota; Metazoa; Chordata; Actinopteri; Pomacentridae
Gene: snphb
Product: syntaphilin b
Exons: 6
Coding region: 1-2703 (900 amino acids)
Biological process (GO): neuron differentiation
Cellular component (GO): cytoplasmic microtubule; mitochondrion
Source: RefSeq, a predicted model, not a curated record